Maniola jurtina (meadow brown) is the source of this 5120-nucleotide messenger RNA. RefSeq names its product liprin-alpha-1 (gene Liprin-alpha). Gene Ontology annotation, molecular function: protein binding. Gene Ontology annotation, cellular component: presynaptic active zone. Lineage: Eukaryota; Metazoa; Arthropoda; Insecta; Lepidoptera; Nymphalidae. The record is from RefSeq and is a predicted model, not a curated record. Gene Ontology annotation, biological process: synapse organization. Bases 278 to 3736 code for a protein of 1152 amino acids. The transcript is spliced from 26 exons.
CAGACUUGCCGCUUGUACCGUGAUAGUAUGGAAUCGUAGGAGUUUUAAGUUUUAGGUGUGUCUUUCUUAUUAUCGAACUAUAAUGUCUCGCGAAAUUUUGACUACAAUCUCGUACGAAUAUAUCGACAAUGUGAAACAACGUCCUCACGUUUUGUGCGCUAGGUUUAGGUAACGUUUGUGCCGAAACAUAUGUAAAACGGUGUGAAAAAAAUCAUUUUGUGUUAUUCGGUGUAUCGUGUAUUAUACGAUAAGUAUUCUGGUUUAGUGUUGAAUUAAAAUGUGGAAUAUGAUGUGCGACGUAAUGCCCACAAUAUCUGAAGACAGUAUAAGCCAAAGGAGUUCGCAGUUUUCCGGGGAAGAUGCGAAUUUCGAGCAACUCAUGGUGUCGAUGUUGGACGAGAGAGACAAGUUGGUAGAGAGUCUUCGGGAGAACCAGGAGCGCCUCGGAGACACGGAGCAGCGCCUCAAGGAGGUGGAGAAAGAGCGGGACUCGCUGCAGCGACAGAUCGCGGCGAACUUACCUCAGGAAUUUGCGACCCUCACAAAAGAGCUCAACCAGGCGCGAGAGCAGCUUUUAGAAAGAGAAGAGGAGAUAUCAGAACUCAAAGCAGAAAGAAACAAUACCAGAUUACUUCUAGAACAUUUAGAAUGCCUAGUGUCAAGACACGAGCGCUCACUGCGCAUGACCGUGGUGAAGAGGCAGGCGGCCGCGCAGUCCGGCGUCUCUUCGGAGGUGGAAGUGUUGAAGGCACUCAAGAGUCUCUUCGAACACCACAAAGCGCUAGACGAGAAGGUUCGAGAAAGAUUAAGAGUAGCUUUAGAAAGAAAUACAGCGUUAGAAGAAGAAUUGGCGUUAACCAAAGAAGAAUUACAACAAUACAAAGCGUCCGGCACGCAAGAAUCAGAGAAGCCAAAAGAAAAUGGCGCCGUUUCAACCGGCUCGCCCGAACAGAACGGCGAGCAAGUACAGACCAAGGAACAAAGUAGUGUUAACGGCGAAUCGGAGAGCAAGAAACUCACUGAGCUCCAAAACACGAUCUCUAAACAGUCAGCAGAGUUAAGUUCGUGGCAGCGACGAGUGGCGGAGCUGAACAAUAAGGUGACAGAGCUGGAAGAGAGACUGGGCAAGGGGGAGAAGGAACUGGUGAAGAAGCAGGAGGAGUGUGCCAAGUUACAGCGAGACCUGAGGGAAAACGUCGCGCAAAAGGAAGACCAGGAGGAAAGGAUAACAACCCUGGAGAAGAGGUACCUGAACGCUCAGAGGGAGUCCACGUCCCUGCACGACCUCAACGAGAAGUUGGAGCAGGAGCUGCAGCAUAAGCAGGCACAACUCAAGCUGCAGGAAGAGAAGAUCGCCGCCAUCGAGGAGAAGCUGGAGCUGUCGGCGCAGAAGCUGGCGCAGAUGUGCUCGCUGCCCGAGAUGGAGGAGCAGCUCAAGGCCAGGAUGGAGGCGCUCAGCCAGGCUCAAGAACGGCAUGGAUCAGCAGAGGAUAGGAUCCAGAGGCUAGAGGCCAGCGUGGAGGAGAAGAACGCGGAGCUGAUGCGGCUCAACCAGCGGCUGAGGAUGAACGAGGAACACAACACGAGACUGUCUGCUACCGUGGACAAGCUUCUAUCUGAAUCCAAUGACAGAUUACAAGUGCACUUAAAAGAAAGAAUGCACUCGCUGGAUGAGAAGAACGCGCUGACGCAAGAGCUGGAGAAGACGAGGAAAUACGCGGAUGAACUGCUCUCAGAGAAGGCGGAGAUCUUGAAGGAGCUGGCUAAAUGGAGGAUGGAGACUGAACAGCUGAAGAGGCAAAUGCUGCAAGCGGAAAUAGCGUUUAAUAUUCAACAAACGGACGCGCUCACCAGGUCGCUGUCUCCCGCCGCGCCGCAGCCGCCGCACGCGCCGCCCGUCUCGCUGUUCCAACCUAAGCUGGACGGUUCGUGGGAGAAGCUCCAGCAGGCUCACCAUCUCGCGAACGUACAACAGGCCUUCGACGUGUCCAGUGAUGCUGAGAACGAUGAAUCGGAAGGCGCGGAAGGGGGUCACACAGACGCGGCAGCCCUAGCAUUAAUGUUACAAGAACAAUUAGAUGCAAUUAAUACAGAAAUACGGCUCAUACAAGAGGAGAAGCAGAGUACCGAGGCCAGAGCUGAGGAGCUGGAGUCCAGAGUGAGUAUUGUGGGCAGCUACGAGCAUAUGAACGUGGUUUCACGCCGCGGCGAGUCCCCGCCGCCCGCCGCCUCACCUUCCCGGCCGAACCACCACAAAUACCAUACCGCGCCGGCGUCGAUGUCGCCCGCGCACCAUUACCGCGCCGCGCCCGCCUCAGAGAGCCUGCCGUCCAGCCAGCUACAGCUGUGCGAGGAUGUCCAGGGCGUAGUGCCGGAGGGGGCGGAGUCCCCGGUGGGAGUGGGAGCGGGUGCGCGGGCGCUUCGGUUGGAGCGAGCGGCGCGGGCGCUGCACGCAGAGCGAGACAGACUGAGGUCGCACUACCCCGCGCCCUAUGACUCGACGUCGAUAAUGUCAGGAAGCCUCGCCCGGAUCCCGAUACACAGCUCAAGUCAAGAGUCGCUAGGCGGGGUGGCAAGCAGUACAGGGCCGAGUGCGGCUUGGGGUGGAGCCUCCCCUGGCUUGCCACGGGGGGUGGCGGCCGCGGCUUCAGCCGUGUCCAUCGCCUCUAUGCACCAGCAGAAAAAACGGGGGAUCAAGAGCUCUUUAGGAAGAUUCUUUAGCAAGAAGGAGAAGGCUGGUAUGCCGUUACAACAAGGGCAAAGCCCUCGGUCUCUAGCCUCAGCAUCUUCAUUAGGUCUAUCAUCCCUGGCGGAUGAAUCUACAGACGCGCUUUCAUCACACGGGCCCGCACCCUUACAGCAUCAGGACUAUGCUAGGACUAAAAGCAAGGAUCGCGAUUACCGACACGAGUUGCUGGGCGAGGCGAUGCGCGCCGGAACGCCGUUCGCGUUGUGGAACGGCCCCACUGUGGUAGCGUGGUUGGAGCUCUGGGUUGGAAUGCCAGCUUGGUACGUGGCCGCGUGUCGCGCCAACGUCAAGUCUGGAGCGAUCAUGUCUGCGCUGUCCGACCAGGAGAUACAGAGGGAGAUCGGCAUCAGCAACCCCCUGCACCGGCUGAAGCUGCGGCUGGCGAUACAGGAGAUGGUGUCGCUGACGUCGCCGUCGGCGCCGCGCGGCACGGCGUGCGCGGCGCUCGCGUUCGGCGACAUGAACCACGAGUGGAUCGGCAACGUGUGGCUACCCUCAUUAGGGUUACCGCAGUAUAGAACGACGUUCAUGGAGUGCCUGGUGGACGCGCGGAUGUUGGAGCACCUCACCAAAAGAGACCUACGGACGCAGCUCAAGAUGGUCGACAGUUUUCACAGAACGUCGCUACAUUUCGGCGUAGCGUGUCUCAAGAGAGUAGGGUAUUCGGUCCGCGCGCUUGAGGAGCGACGCCGCGCGGCGGAGCUGUGCGUGCGCGACGUGCUGGUGUGGACCAAUGAGCGGUUGCAGCGGUGGCUCGUCUCCAUCAACCUUAAGGAGUAUGCAAAUAACCUGUCGGAGAGUGGCGUGCACGGCGCGCUCAUCGCGCUAGACGAGAACUUCGACGCCAACAGUAUGGCGCUCGCGCUGCAGAUACCCACGCAAAAUACGCAGGCGCGUCAGAUCCUAGAAGUGGAAUACAACAAUUUACUAGUCGCGGGCACGGAGCGCACGGCGCGCGCGCCGCACGACCACGCGCCGCCCUCCUGACACCACACCAUCAACUAGGCGGCCUCACGUCACGUCACCACUUGUGACCACUGAACGACCCGUCUAGCGGGACAGGACAAGUACACGAUACCUCAGGUAUCAAGCUGUUAGGCGGCAGACAGACAUUUUAUGGGACUAUAUUAUCGACUACGUGUCACUAUGUUAUAUGAAAUGCAGUGCUUAAAAAUACGAUUCCGAUUGUAGUGCCAAUCAUGAGUAACGGUGUACAUAAUUAUCUAAAAAAAAAGAAAGGAAUAUUCCAAAGUACCCUCGAUUUCCAAAAAACGCAAAUUUUUAUAAGUACCCUCAAUUCCAAACAAUUUUACUUUAGUAAUAUUUUUUUAAUGGCAACACACCAUCAACAAGGUGGCCUCACUACCUGUGACCAGUAAACCACACGUCUAGGAGGACAGAACAAACGUACCUCGAGUACGGACCUGCUGCUUCAGGUAUCAAGCUGUUAGGCGGCAGACAGACAUUUUAUGGGACUAUAUUAUCGACUGCGUGUCACUAUAUGUGAAAUGCAGUGCUUAAAAAUACGAUUCCGAUUGUAGUGCCAAUCACGAUUAACUUAAAAAACAAUUUUCCAAAGUACCCUCAAUUUUUGUAAAUGACCUAGGUUUAUAAGUACUCCUAUAUUUUUACAAACUCAAAAGUUUCAAAGUUCCCUCAUUUGUUAAAAAGUGAUCAAGAACACAUUCGAAUGACCUAACUACUAACUAGGCAUUCGCACCCGAUGUUGCUUGCCCUCAUUGAAACUCAAAUUUCAAAAUACAUGCCAAAAAAAUCUAAAUGUUUUGUCGUUUUUGAGAUAACUUUGGAGGAUAUUGAUUCAAAAUUGAUUAGGACUGCAAUAUGAAUCGUUCAUUACAUGAAUAUUGGAACAAUUUAGUUCAGAAGUUUAGAACUACUAACAAAUUAAAUCAUAGACGAGAGUUAAAUAUCAUGCUUGCAUCCAUUUUUCUCAUUUAAACUCAAAAGUCUAUGAAUUUAGACUAAAAUUUUCGACUAAUUUCGUACUGAAGUAGUCACAAUAGACAGCAAUUUUUUUUAAUAUUUCUAUAAAUUGACCUUAAUGAACUGUAUUCGCCAAUUUCUAUAAAAAAUAAGUAGAACGAUGUCGCCGUCUAAUAAAAUUGUAAAUAACUAAUGGUUUUAUUUAUUUUAUUGUAAUUUAUUUAACUUUAUUAGAAAUGUGUAUCAACUAAUAGGGAAAAUGUACUGCAACUUAAUUCUCCUAAUAUAUGAGAAUUUUACUAUAUUAUGGUCUAUGGUCUGAUUGUCUUUUUGUAAUAUGGCAACAUUCUUAGACCUUGCGUAUAGACAAGCAGGUAAAUUCCACGAAUGUAUAGACAAGGGUGGAUCGAUCGCUCCUAAUACCUAU